AGCUGUCUGUAUGCAGCCCUAUCCCGCUCUCUUUCGGCUUCAGAUAAAAAUCGCAAAAAUUAUCACUUUUGUUUGUUUACUUGAUAAAUUAUUAAAAUAAAAGUGAAUCAAGUUAAUAAUGAGCUCCACUCCAUCCAAGUUGAGUGCGCAGUUGGCUAAUAAUAAAGGCGGCGACUACAAGACACCAAAGAAGCAGAAAACCUCGUCUCGCACGUCCAACAAUUUAAAGUCCAUUGAAAAUUUAACCAAUUCAGAGGAAUCAAGUGCUGCUGAUUUGGACACUGCCGUUAUAUGCGACUCAGAUGAUUCGCUGGAGCAUCCGCAGGCCCAGCCUGAGCCGGUAAAGCGUCGAUCUACACGUAUUCCAAGUCCAACAAAGAAAUAUCAAGCCUACAAGGAGGUGAGACAUACCAGGAGGUCAGAGCCACAACAGGAGCACAUUGUGGUCAACUACAGAGAGUGCACGGAUGAGGAAGAGGAGAAGGGGGACGACGAUCAUGGCGGAGGUGGCAAACCAAACUCUCGCGACUUGCAGCUCAUCCAGGCCGACUACGAUGUGGCUGGCACCAGCAUGUUUGGUUUUAAUACACCAAAGAAGCGAGAUGCCAUGGCCCUGGCUGCCUUAAAUGCCACUCCACGUACCCCGAAAACCCCAAAGACUCCACGUUUGGGUGUUAAGACACCAGAUCCCAAGCGUAAUAGGUCAGCGGAUCAACCAAAGACGCCUUCACAUGUCCGUUCGCGAGUCAAGAACCAAAUAGCCAAAAUUGUAGAUGACUCUGACAACUCGGACUUCUCCGGCGAUGAAAGUGAUUUUCGUCCUAGCGGUGAUGAUUCCUCCAGCAGUAAUAGCAGCACUGACAAUGACUCUGAUGAUGCUGCCGAUGAUGAUGAGCCCAAAACGCCAUGCAAAACCCGUCGUCCGAUUAUUGUGCCUGUGCUUCCCAAGACCCCGUCAGCAGCUCGUUUGCGUCAGUCGUCCAGGGUGAAAAAAUCAAAUGAAUAUGUGCCAGAAAGUGAUGGAUACUUUCAUUCACAUGCCAGCACCAAGAUAAUAACCUCAGAUCACACAUUGGAUCGCCUAAAGAAUCCUCGACUGGCCGCCGAUCGUUUGUUCAGUCUUCUGUCCGAAAUGCGAGUCUCCCACGAGCACGAGUCGGCCAUCAAUGCCAUGAUGGAGGAGUAUCGCUCAUACUUUCCCAAAUGGAUGUGCAUACUAAAUGAGGGUUUCAAUAUACUAGUAUAUGGUUUGGGCUCAAAGAGGCAGCUCCUACAAUCCUUUCACCGCGAAGUGUUGGCCAAUCAAACGGUCUUGGUUAUCAACGGUUUCUUUCCCAGUCUCACGUUGAAGGAUAUUUUGGAUAGCAUCACAAGUGAAAUACUAGAUGCCGGAUCAAGUCCGGCCAAUCCCCAUGAGGCUGUGGAUAUGAUUGAAGAGGAAUUGGCAUUGAUACCAGAGACACAUUUGCAUUUAAUUGUCCACAAUUUGGAUGGAGCCAUGCUAAGGAAUGCCAAAGCUCAGGCAAUUAUGGCCCGAUUGGCACGCAUUAACAAUAUACAUCUUUUGGCCUCCAUUGAUCACAUUAAUACACCAUUGCUCUGGGAUCAGAACAAGCUGAGUAGCUUCAACUUCUCGUGGUGGGAUUGCUCAACCAUGCUACCCUAUACGGAUGAAACGGCCUUCGAGAACUCCUUGCUGGUCCAGAACUCUGGCGAAUUGGCCCUAUCCUCUAUGCGCAGUGUCUUCUCCUCACUGACAACAAACUCACGCGGCAUUUACAUGCUAAUUGUGAAAUUCCAAUUGAAAAACAAGAGUCAAGCCAACUAUCAGGGCAUGCCCUUCAAGGAGCUAUACUCCAGUUGUCGUGAGGCAUUCCUGGUCAGUUCGGAUUUGGCUUUGCGUGCCCAACUUACAGAGUUUCUCGAUCACAAGCUGGUCAAGUCGAAACGUAGUGUCGAUGGCUCGGAACAAUUAACCAUUCCCAUUGAUGGUGGCCUCCUGCAACAGUUUCUCGAUGAACAGGAUAAGAAAUAACUAAAACAGGAUAAUAAUUGCUUUCGAUUUUGCUGUGGCAUUGUGUUUUUCUUAUUGUUUUGUUUUGGUUUUUUUUUUUUUUUAGAACAUAUUAAUUUAUUAUCUCUAUAUAUAUAUUGUUAAAUACAAUUACAAUCAACAUUUCUUUUCGCUUUUCUUUGGAAAAAAUGUUCUCGCAUUUGCCCAUAAAA
This is a messenger RNA of Drosophila willistoni, 2226 nucleotides long. RefSeq names its product origin recognition complex subunit 2 (gene Orc2). Lineage: Eukaryota; Metazoa; Arthropoda; Insecta; Diptera; Drosophilidae. Bases 119 to 2035 code for a protein of 638 amino acids. Gene Ontology annotation, molecular function: DNA replication origin binding. The record is from RefSeq and is a predicted model, not a curated record. Gene Ontology annotation, biological process: DNA replication. Gene Ontology annotation, cellular component: nucleus; nuclear origin of replication recognition complex. The transcript is spliced from 3 exons.